This is a messenger RNA of Ochlerotatus camptorhynchus, 956 nucleotides long. RefSeq names its product ribosomal silencing factor RsfS-like protein, 312 (gene RsfS312). Gene Ontology annotation, cellular component: mitochondrion. Gene Ontology annotation, molecular function: ribosomal large subunit binding. The record is from RefSeq and is a predicted model, not a curated record. Gene Ontology annotation, biological process: negative regulation of ribosome biogenesis; negative regulation of translation. The coding region runs from base 1 to 855 and encodes 284 amino acids. NCBI's taxonomy places the organism in Eukaryota, Metazoa, Arthropoda, Insecta, Diptera, Culicidae. The transcript has 3 exons.
AUGUCUUCGGGUGGUUCCGGGGAGGCCAAGGGCGAGGUCAAGGGCCAAGCGCACAGGGGGGGAGGGGGGGUUGAAAAUGGGCCAAAUUUGCGUGACAUAAUUAAUGGACCAUCCCUAACACGCCUAUUCCAUGACGAAUUCAGUGCUCCUGAUCCAUUGAGUCUAAAACAGCCAGCAAAAAAGCAAGAACAGCGUGCUCCCUCAGCAGGUUCGAUUGCAAACAAAUACCAAAUAUUUCGAGACGCUGAUGCGACGGUGAUUCUGGAUGUGGAAGAAGAACGGCAACUUCAGCUUCAACGCGAACAGCAAGGGGUGACGAUUACGGACUUCGAAGAACCUGAAGAUAGCAAAGCACUGCCAAGCAUCUUCAAUGGAAUCAACCUAGAACGAGGGAGAACGGGUGUCUAUGAAGUAGAAGACCUGGUAACGGUGUUGAGACUGAACAAUGCUGAAAGCAUUUUUGUUUGUUCCGUGCCAAAAGAAGUUAAGUACGUUGAUUACAUUUGCGUCGUGACGGGAAUGAGUUUUCGACAUAUGAGAGGCAUGGCAGAAUUUGUGCGUAAGAUUUACAAAAUGAAACGAAACCCUAUGGAUAUUAUUCCAAAGAUCGAAGGCGAAAACAGUCGCGAUUGGAUGGCUUUGGAUCUGGGAAACAUUGCUCUGCACAUCUUCUCCGAAACGGCCCGAGAGCAGUACGAUUUGGAAUCGCUCUGGGCGGUGGGAGCCAAGUAUGAUCGAGAAUGUAACAAGCCGGAUGAACCACUGGUAGAACUGUUCGAACGACAUUCUGUGUAUCUAAAUGACUUGAAGCCCUUGAGGAAAGACCAGCCGAAUGUUGAAAAUAAGCUUGCGUGAGCGGCAACAAUGUAAAUAAAAAUAAGUACACUUUCAUAGAAGAUCAAUCAACCUUUGAAGUAGUAAGAUGUUGUAUAACUUAAAUAAAUCCUUGUAUCUGU